UAGUAUACUAUUUGCAGCCGUAGACUAGAAACGUAGCUUGAACUUGUGCGAAAUUAAUUCAAAAACAAUAUGCCUGGCCUUGUUGCUUUUCGCAGGCGCUGGCUAAUCGCUUCAGAUGAUCUUGUUGUCCCCGGAGCAUUUCUAGUUACCAUUCAUCUUAUAUGUUUAGUUACUCUCACAGUUUCUAUAGCCAAAUUUGAAUAUGACAGAAAUAUUUUGGAUACUAAAUUACUUUUGUACCAUCAAAGAGUUUCUUUAGCUAUACUACUUGUUUCAUUAUGCAUCGAAAUGGCAAUCUGUGUUAUAUCAAUGAGGGGUACUAUAAUGGAAACAAAUGCUCGUGCUUCCAUCAAUUUUUGGAUAUAUUCAAAGACUGCGUUAAUGGUUUUCGAUAUUUCUUGGCUGGUGUUGGGUACUAUAUGGCUGUUUAAGUUUUAUACGGAAUCUUCGAUAGGCAAACCAAAACAGUUGUUUCUAUCCACCAUAAUCGCUGGUUGGUCUUUAGUAUUUCUACUCUUUAUCAUAGUUUCCAGAAGCCUUGAUACCGUGGGAAAAACUUGGGCAAAAUUGGAAAAAGAGAAGAAAUCUAUGGAUGUGAUUGAAUCACAUUGUGGAGGUAAUGGCUUUACCAUAGUGAAUGAUAAUUGGCGCCAAAGAAAGGUGAUGCGAGCAUAUGAGGAUCGUUGGGUCCAAUUUACGCGUUCACUGUUUCGGUUAGUUGGCUCCUCGGAACAGAAAAACAACUAUAUCAACGAUGUGGCAAGAAUGACAAGUGACUUGUAUUGUGGGAAUGAUAUUGUUCCGUCGGAUGUAAUUGCCGGCUUUUUAGUAUUGAGGAAAUUUCAACAGUUACAAAGGGAAGCUGCAGUGCGACAGAGAAAAAACGGAACAUUGGAAUUCUUAAGUGGUAUUCCCAUAACAGAACACACCCAGUUUAUGGAAAUCAAUGACGCAAACAAUAGUGACUUCUUUCAAGCAAUUUACCGUUAUAUGCAGUUUGCAGCUGCUGUAUAUGGCUGUCGAAUGUACUGCCAAGACAAUCCAUCCAAGAUAUGCUCUCUGGUUCCGGAUUUGAAAUGUUGUGGACGUUGCUCGGCGUCUGCCGUCCCAGAGGCAGAAGUUUUUGAAGACAAUUGCUGUUAUGGCAACUAUGCUGCCGUGAAGAAAACCUUGCCAAUCGAUGGCAUCGAAAUCGUUUAUGCAUCCUUUCAUGUGGAUGUGGGAGAAAUUCCAUUUUUUAUAGCCAUUGAUUAUACACGGAAAAAGAUUGUGAUUAGCAUACGGGGAACUUGGGAUUUGAGAGAUUUUCUCAUCAGCUUCAAUUUCUGGCCUGAGGUUAUACCACUAAAUCCGCCUCGCGAUGAUUGGCUGGGGGCGAAGGGUUUUGUUAAGGCUGCAGUUUAUAUCAAGAACCAAUUGGAAGAGAAGAGCCUGUUACAAAUGGCAUUUAACAAAAACACUGAAAGGAAUACCCAUACAUUUGAAUUGUUAGUUGUGGGACAUUCAAUGGGAGCCGGAGUGGCGACUAUAUUGGCGAUUCUUCUUAAACCCAGUUAUCCCUCACUACAGAGUAUUAACUACAGUUCACCUGGAUCUUUACUAAGCAUGGCGGCCAUGGAAUAUUCGAAGACAUUCAUUACCACAAUUUGUAUGGGCAAGGAUUUCUACAUUCAUCUGGGUGGACAAUAUCAAAUCAGCCUGCUAUGUGCUGAUGUGGAGAACGCGCUUCAACAUAGUAUCGAUCCAAAGUGGAAGACCAUUCUUUGUCCAAAUGCAAAAUCCUUCGCGGAAGUGUAUGGCAAUGAUAUAGAACUUAACAAAUACCAACAGGCACGCAUGAAGGCGCGUUCACGCAUCACAUAUCAACCAAUGUAUCCACCUGGACGUAUCCUACACAUUGUUCGUCAACAUUCAAAGGAUACUAAAAAAAGUCGUAAACCCGUCUUUCGUGCUAUAUGGACCAAUAAUACUGAUUAUGCUGAAACGCCGGUAUCACCUGUAUUAGUGCCGGAUCACAUGCCGAAAAAUUUGAUGUCAGCACUUAAGAAAAUUGCAUGCAAUGCAGAAAAAUGCAGGGUGGAGCCCAAGUCGGAUUCAUCUUGAUGAUUUCGUUCUUGGGCUGUGAUAGUAAGAUUAUUUCAUAAUGUUUUAUUAUUCACUACAAAAAAGUUUGUAGUAUUGGCAAUAAGACUUUUUGGUCAAAAGGUAAGAUAAUACAUUUGAACAUUUGAUGCCUUUCAAAAACCAAGUCUUAAUUGCAAUAAUUACAAUAAAAAAUACCACAACCUUUUGCACCAUUCUGCUAAAAAAAACUAUAAUAAAAAA
This is a messenger RNA of Stomoxys calcitrans (stable fly), 2325 nucleotides long. Its product is annotated as diacylglycerol lipase-alpha. The record is from RefSeq and is a predicted model, not a curated record. NCBI's taxonomy places the organism in Eukaryota, Metazoa, Arthropoda, Insecta, Diptera, Muscidae. Bases 70 to 2103 code for a protein of 677 amino acids. Gene Ontology annotation, biological process: lipid metabolic process. Gene Ontology annotation, cellular component: dendrite membrane; postsynaptic membrane. The transcript has 13 exons.